Andrographis paniculata is the source of this 411-nucleotide messenger RNA. RefSeq lists its product as uncharacterized. Lineage: Eukaryota; Viridiplantae; Streptophyta; Magnoliopsida; Lamiales; Acanthaceae. Bases 1 to 411 code for a protein of 136 amino acids. The transcript is spliced from 2 exons. The record is from RefSeq and is a predicted model, not a curated record.
AUGACGUGCGUGCAGAUGAAAGAGUUUAAGAAAGAGCAGGAAGAAUCAUCAUCGCCACGCGCAUCCCUUCCCCCACCAGCUCCUACUCCUACUCCUGCUCCAGAUAAUAAUCCCGACAAUACUAUCACUCAAGAGUCAAGGGGAGUGCGCAACAAGAAAGAUCCAUCGAAUUCAAAAACCAGAAGAUCCAGAAGGAACCCUUCAAGGGACUCCUCCGACGGCAGCCUCAACUCCGACGAACUGCCAUCUACCGCCGCCGCCGCCGACCGGAGCCUCCCCGCCAAGACUAAGACGGCCACUCAGCGGAAGAAGAACACCAGAUCAUCAGAAUCUGCUUCUGCUUCCGGCGGCGGCGCCGCUACUCGCUCCUCCAGAUCAUCGAAGCCCAAACUACCCCCCGCCGCCGAAUGA